Cyprinodon tularosa is the source of this 4250-nucleotide messenger RNA. RefSeq names its product SEC24 homolog D, COPII coat complex component (gene sec24d). Bases 161 to 3565 code for a protein of 1134 amino acids. The transcript is spliced from 23 exons. Gene Ontology annotation, cellular component: endoplasmic reticulum exit site; COPII vesicle coat. Gene Ontology annotation, molecular function: SNARE binding; zinc ion binding. Gene Ontology annotation, biological process: endoplasmic reticulum to Golgi vesicle-mediated transport; intracellular protein transport; COPII-coated vesicle cargo loading. The record is from RefSeq and is a predicted model, not a curated record. NCBI's taxonomy places the organism in Eukaryota, Metazoa, Chordata, Actinopteri, Cyprinodontiformes, Cyprinodontidae.
CUUUCACUGCCCGUAAAGAUGGCUGAUUUGUCGUGACCCAGUGCACUGUGGAGUUUGACGUGGCACUCCGGUUUUCUACGAGAAGAAGAGGAGCUUAACUGUCUCGCUGUUCAGCUUGAUUAACAUUCCCAACUGGUAUGAGCAGAGAGUGACAGACAGAAUGAGCCAACAGGGUUACGUAGCUGCACCCCCGUAUUCCCAGGCCCAGCCGGGAAUGGGGAGCUACCAAGGUGGGUUUGGAGCUGCCCCUGCCCAGCCCCUCUAUGGACACUAUGGAGGACCACCUCAGGCAUUUAGUUCUCCACCAGCAGGUGUAAUGAAAUCACCAGCUUCCUCCCCUGGAGGAAUGCCACCGCCUCCUGUAUCCAGUCAGUACAAUCCCAAUGUGCAGCAGAAUGGAGCUCACCCACAGAGGCUUGCCUCUCCAUCAGCUGCACCCCCAACUUAUGGCCAGCCUUCGCAGUCUGUGUACAACAGCAUGGCCUCACCUGCACCACCUCCAGCACAGCAGCUAACUAAUCAGAUGAGUGCUAUGAACCUAGGUGGCUAUGCCCCAGGUGCCAUGCAGAGCCCCCCACCUCCUGCAACAAGCUCCAUCGCCCAGCAGCGUUUCCAGACACCACCAGCAGCAACGGGUCACCCGCAGAUGCAUUCUGCCCCACUGUCAUCACACAUGGCCCCUCCGAUUUCCCCACCACAGUCACCCAUUACGAACAUGCAGGGAUCAGGACCACCAAUGGGGGGACAGUCAAUGACAGGACCACCAAUGGGAGGACAGUCAAUGACAGGACCACUGAUGGGGGGACACUCAAUGACAGGACCACCGAUGGGAGGACAGUCAAUGGGAGGACCACCGAUGGGAGGACAGUCAAUGGGAGGACCACCAAUGGGCGGACAGUCAAUGGCAGGACCACCAAUGGGAGGACAGUCAAUGGCAGGACCACCAAUGGGAGGACAGUCAAUGGCAGGACCACCAAUGGGCGGACAGUCAAUGGCAGGACCACCAAUGGGAGGACAGUCAAUGGCAGGACCACCAAUGGGAGGACAGUCAAUGGCAGGACCACCAAUGGGUGGACCAGGAUCUUUCCAGCAGCCUGGUAGUGGACCCGCUGGUCUAGAAGGCUACCCACAGCAGGCAGGUCAGUUUGGAGGACUCAUGUCUGGGCCUCAGCCAGGCAUGCAAGGGGGCUUUCCUGGAGCACCAGGAGGACUUUCUGGUCCCCCUCAGAAAAAACUGGACCCUGAUUCUAUACCCAGCAUAACCCAAGUUAUUGAAGAUGACAAAGCCAGGCUGGGAGGACAGGUCUACAGCACAAACAUCAGAGGACAGGUCCCGCCGCUCGUCACCACAGAUUUCACAGUUCAGGAUCAAGGGAACGCCAGUCCAAGAUUUAUGCGCUGCACGACCUACACCCUGCCCUGCACCGCUGAGCUGGCCAAACAAUGCCAAGUGCCUCUAGCCUCCAUCAUUAAACCAUUUGCUAAGAUGCCCAAAAAUGAGGCUCCUCUGUAUGUUGCCAAUCACGGUGAGACAGGCCCGAUCCGCUGCAAUCGAUGUAAGGCCUACAUGUGCCCCUACAUGCAGUUCAUCGAUGGAGGCCGUCGCUAUCAGUGCACUUUCUGCAACUGUGUCAACGAAGUGCCAGCCUUCUACUUCCAACAUCUGGACCACAUGGGCCGCAGGGUUGACUUCUACGAGCGGCCUGAGCUCUCCCUGGGAUCCUAUGAGUUUGUUGCCACACUUGAUUAUUGCAAGAACAACAAGCCUCCCCAUCCUCCAGCCUACAUCUUUAUGAUUGACGUGUCCUACACCAACAUCAAAAGCGGACUGGUCAAACUGAUAUGUGAUGAACUCAAGACUCUGCUGGAAAAGCUGCCCAGGGAGGACGGAGCAGAGACCUCUGCAAUAAAAGUGGGCUUUGUUACUUAUAACAAGGUGCUUCACUUCUAUAAUGUGAAGAGCGCUCUGGCCCAGCCCCAGAUGAUGGUGGUGUCAGACACAGCAGAGAUGUUCGUCCCACUACUCGAUGGCUUCCUCGUUAAUUACCAGGACUCCAGGGCCGUUAUCUACAACCUCCUGGAUCAGAUCCCUGACAUGUUUGCUGACACCAACGAGAGCGAAACGGUCUUUGCUCCUGUCAUCCAGGCUGGAGUGGAAGCAUUUAAGGCAGCAGAAUGCAGUGGGAAGCUCUUCAUCUUCCAUUCGUCUAUGCCCACUGCUGAGGCUCCUGGCAAACUGAAGAACAGAGACGACAAAAAGCUGGUCAACACUGACAAGGAGAAAACUCUGUUCCAACCACAGAAAGGAGUGUAUGAGCAGCUAUCAAAAGACUGUGUGGCACAAGGAUGCUGCGUGGAUCUCUUCCUCUUCCCCAGCCAGUACCUAGACCUGGCCACCAUGGGAGACGUGCCUUCACACACCGGAGGCUCCAUCUACAAAUACAACAAUUUUCAGCAGGUGGAGACAGAUGGAGAGCAUUUCCUCAGAGACUUGAGGAAGGAUGUACAGAAGAGCCUUGGAUUUGAUGCCGUAAUGAGAGUUCGUACCAGUACAGGCUUCAGAGCUACAGACUUCUUUGGUGGCGUUUACAUGAACAACACCACAGACGUAGAAAUGGCAGCUGUGGACUGUGAUAAGGCUGUGACAGUGGAGUUCAAGCACGAUGACACUCUCAGCGAGGAGACGGGAGCUCUUAUACAAUGUGCCUUGUUGUACACCACCAUCAGCGGGCAGCGACGCCUCCGCAUCCACAACCUCAGCCUGAACUGCACCUCGCAGCUGUCUGAGCUGUACAAGAGCUGCGAGACCGAUUCACUCAUCAACUUCUUUGCCAAAUCAGCUUACCACGCCAUCCUGAACCAGCCGGUGAAGAACGUCAGAGAUAUCCUGGUCAACCAGACGGCCCACAUGUUGGCCUGCUACAGGAAGAACUGUGCCAGCCCCUCAGCUGCCAGCCAGUUGAUCCUGCCCGAUUCCAUGAAAGUUUUCCCAGUCUAUAUGAACAGCCUGAUGAAAACAGCUCCUCUAGUGGGCAGCACUGAGCUCUCCACAGAUGACAGGGCCCACCAAAGACUAUCAGUGAUGGCUAUGGGGGUGGAGGACACCCAGCUGCAGCUCUACCCACGCCUCAUCCCUCUGCACAACAUAGAUGUCAGUAGUGAGGCAGUGCCUGCUCCGAUCCGCUGCUCUGCGGAGCGUCUCACCGACGCCGGCAUGUUUCUGCUGGAAAACGGGCACUCCAUCUUUCUGUGGCUGGGCCAGGCGUGCCCCCCAGAUGUUAUCCAGAACCUCUUCAAUGCACCCUCCCUCGCCCACUUGCAGCAAGGACACAUGUUUUCCCUGCCAGAACUGGACAACCCGCUGUCCAAGAAGGUCAGAUCCAUCAUCAGUGAGCUGCUCGACAAGAGGCCAAACUCCAUGAAGCUGCUGAUCGUCAGGCAGAAAGACAAACCAGAGAUGCUGUUCCGUCAGUUCCUGGUGGAGGACAAAGGUUUGCACGGCGGUGCCUGCUACAUGGACUUCCUGUGCUAUGUUCAUAGAGAGAUCAGGCAGCUGCUCACCUAAACUUCCAUGCCUUACACAUUAAAGGUGUCCUAUACCGAGGUUAUAAGAGUUCCAGAUGAAAACAGUCUUUAAGAGUCCAAAGCCUUGUUAUACACACAGUAUGACCUAAAAAUAACCACUUGUCAUUGCAGUAAAUAAGGCCUACUUGUUGUGGAUUGUUGUUGAAAUUAUUUUUGGCCUGAGCAAUAAAACAUUCAAAUUUCAUUAGGUUUGGUACGUUUAAGAUCUUGAAAAGACAAAAAGGUUAUUUGUAGGCUGUACUCUAUACAUUCUGUGUUAAUCUUCCAAGAAGAAAAAAAUAUUUAAGUUGUUUUUUUUUGUUAUUUUUUAAACAAUAAAUACUCAAACAAUAUUUAAAUGCCUUUCAGAGGCACGUCUUACAUGUUUAUAUUAUCUGACUGGAAAAUGCUUUAUAAUAAUUGCAUAAUAUUUGAAAAUGUCAGAAUGUCGGUGAAACAAGCCCCCAUCAGCAGGAGUUGGAAAUCUAUCCUGUUUUUAACUCUAGUAGUGAUUCAAAGUGUUUGAUACACCCAUGCCUCCCCUGAAAGUUGCAUUCUUUGUCCUUUUAUGGCAGAGCUUCCAUCUGCACAACCUGCAACCAUGCAGAAAGAGCUUUGUUUUGGUGUUCGGAGCUCACAAUGAAGUGAAUACAGCUGUUGCUUGGCAGCAAACGUGGGGAGGAAGA